Acanthochromis polyacanthus (spiny chromis) is the source of this 4432-nucleotide messenger RNA. It is a transcript of the gene adam19b, whose product is annotated as ADAM metallopeptidase domain 19b. The coding region runs from base 259 to 3123 and encodes 954 amino acids. Gene Ontology annotation, molecular function: metalloendopeptidase activity. The transcript has 23 exons. The record is from RefSeq and is a predicted model, not a curated record. Gene Ontology annotation, biological process: membrane protein ectodomain proteolysis. Lineage: Eukaryota; Metazoa; Chordata; Actinopteri; Pomacentridae.
CGUUGCUCAGCUGGUUCAUCUUUUCAUCACAUCCUGGCUUGCGUUGCCUCAGCUCGGUGUCCCUCUGAGGGGAGGGGUCGGUAACGAGGCAGGGAUGUGCGCCCCGCGGUCUGCCAGCAUCUCGUUCAGUCUAACGGCGACGGCUCAUCGUGAUGUCUCACCGGCAGAUCCAUCCGAUGUGAACCGACCCGGGCUGCUCUGUUCUUGCACAUUUAUGUCUCAGUUCAGCGAUUUCAAUCGGAGCAUUUUGCUUUUAGAAUGCGUCCUGGAGCGCGUCCUCCUCCUCCUGCGCCUCUUCGUCCUCUUCUUCUUCUGCUCGAUGCUGCGCGGUCCUCACUGUGUUUCAUAGCUUUCCUGCACUGUGUCAAGGCUGCUGCUGUAUCUGAAGGCGCUGUUUACAAUGCUGGAGAGAACGCACAGGAUUCACAGAGGAGCAUCCUCCAGCACGUACAGAGUUAUGAGAUUACUUAUCCCAUCUGGCUGCAUCCUCUCAGACACAAGAGGUCUGCCAACAAAGAGCACCCAGCAGAAGAACAGGUUCUGAUCUCAGCUGAGGGCCGGGAGCUCAGACUACAGCUGCAGAAAAAUGAGCAGCUGUUGGCCACUGGAUAUCAGGAAAUAUGGUACACGCCUGACGGAGUUCGCAAGUCCUCGUCUCGAGCCAAAACUGGACACUGUUUCUACCACGGUGAGGUUGUGGGAAUGGAAGGUUCCAGUGUUGCUGUCAGCACUUGUUCAGGACUCAGGGGACUGAUUUCCCUGAACACAAGCAUCAGCUACCUGAUAGAGCCUCUUCCGGCUUCCGCGGAUCCUCAGCAACAUGCUGUGUUUAGAGCCGAAAGCCUCCACCUAUCCAGGGGUAACUGCCUCCAUCACCAUGGCAACAGCGAGCAUGAGGAUGGGCUGAAUGACUUCAUCCAUGGAAUGAUGUCACCGCGGAGCACGAGGGAGAAAAGAGAACUGAGUCAGAAUAUGAAGUAUGUGGAGCUUCUGAUAGUGGCAGACAAGGCUGAGUUUGAGAAGCAUGACAGUGAUCUCGAGAAGACCAAACUGAAAUUACUAGAGGCAGCAAACUUAGUUGACAAGUACUACAAGGCUUUGAGUAUCCGCGUGGCGUUAAUCGGUCUGGAGGUUUGGACCAGCCAGGACAUGAUCAGCGUGUCUGAUAACCCACAUGGCACUCUGGCAGCAUUCCUGUCUUGGAGACGCAAACAGCUCCAUGCUCUCCCCAACGACAACGCUCAGCUUAUCACGGGGAGGCCAUUCCAGGGCACCACAAUUGGGCUGGCACCUCUCAAAGCCAUGUGCUCCGACUACCAGUCUGGUGGAGUGAACACGGAUCACUCAGAGUCAGCAGUCGGUGUUGCCGCCACCAUGGCACAUGAGAUGGGCCACAACUUCGGUAUGAGUCACGACAGUGCAGGCUGCUGCCAGGCGAGAGCUGAAGACGGAGGCUGUAUCAUGGCUGCUGCUACUGGGCAUCCGUUUCCACGAGUCUUUAAUGCUUGUAACAUGAAGGAGCUGAAGAGCUACCUGAGCUCUGGAGGAGGGAAGUGUCUCUUCAACUUGCCAAACACCAGAGCAAUGUAUGGAGGGCAGCGCUGUGGUAACGGCUACCUGGAGGAUGGAGAGGAAUGUGACUGUGGAGAAGAAGAGGAGUGCACCAGUCCCUGCUGCAACGCCAGCAACUGCACCCUGAAAGCCGGAGCUGAGUGCGCCCAUGGAGUCUGCUGUCAGAACUGCAAGCUGAAGAGCCCAGGUGUGCUGUGCCGUGCUCCCUCAGGGCCGUGCGACCUGCCCGAGUACUGUGAUGGAAAGGCGGAGUCUUGUCCUGCUAAUUUUUAUCUGGUUGACGGUACAUCGUGUGCUGGUGGGCAGGCGUACUGUUACACCGGCAUGUGUCUGACCCUGGAGCAGCAGUGCCGGUCGCUCUGGGGACGAGAUGGUCGUCCGGCCCCUGACCUGUGCUUUAAGAAGGUGAAUGAAGCCGGAGACAUGUACGGGAACUGUGGCAAAGAUCUGCAGGGCAAAUACAGGAGCUGCAAGGAGAGGGAUGCUAAAUGUGGCAAGAUCCAGUGCUCGGCUUCCGCCUCCAAGCCCAUUGAGAACAACGCUGUUCGCAUAGAAACCACAGUCAGUGUGGGCAGCAGGAAAGUCCAGUGUCUGGGGACUCAUGUGUACAAGCUUGGCCAAGGAGACGAGGAACCACAGAGUGAUACUUUGGAUCCAGGCCUGGUGAUGACGGGGACAAAGUGUGGUGAAGACUCGAUUUGCUUUAAUGGAGAGUGCCGCAAUGCAUCUUUUCUCAGAGCCGAUGAGUGCAACGCCAAGUGCCACGGACACGGACUGUGCAACAACAACCAUAACUGCCACUGUGACUCAGGCUGGGCUCCUCCUCGGUGCGACCAGAAGGGGUCAGGAGGGAGCGUGGAUAGCGGACCCGUCAUCAGCCACAGCAGUCUCCUUCCAGUCCUGCUUGUUCUCCCUCUGGCUCUUUUUGUGAUUUUGGCUGCUGUUGGACUUUGGUGCUGCUACAAACACAAACUGCGCCCACUCAAAGCAUCUGCUCCACCACCAGUGCCAAACUGUUCCGUACCUAUCGAGGGGAAGCCUCUGCACACAGACGAUAAUGUCAAUGGUCACACCAACCCAACAUUUUUGCUAAAGAAACAGGACUCAAACCACCUGGGUAAAACUUCUCCACGGCCAAACGCAUCUUGCCCAGCUCGGCCCAGACAUGCUAUCGUGCGACCAGCAGUGAAGCCUCCUCCGUUACCAGCAUACGCUGCGGAGCAGAAAGAAAAAACUCAGCAGCCCCAGAUCCAGCCUGCAGCUCCUCCUCAGAGACAGUACUCUCCUCAGGAUUACACUCCUCCGCCUUUAAAGUCUGCCCAGGCUUCUCCACCUCUUUCAGGACCUUCUGUGGAUCCCAAAAACCAGCCUUCAGCAAUACCCAAAAACCGUCCAGAACCCCCAAGCAGACCUCCACCGCCCUGUCCUGUCAACAGACCAUCAGGGGGACAGCAACAUGGAAAAAGCCUGCAGGUGACCAUGAAUGCCCUGCAGAGAGGAAAAGCAGCUUUGGCUCCAUCUGCUGGACAGAAAAAGCCAAACAGAGCCUAAACUAAGAGCUCAGGGAGGCACUGGGGACCACCACUUAUAUCCAACACUGCCUCACACUUUCAGCAGCUACAAAAACGUGGCACUGUGGGAUAAGAUGAAUACUUGACACUGUAUUUACACUGAGGUGCAUUGUGGGGGAAAGUAUAUGAGUACAGCAAGUUACACAGAGGUCACAAUGAGCAUGUUUUAAGCCUAAGAUUUAGGCUUAGUCAGUGUUUUGUAAAUUAGCCCUACAUGUGUCACGCUUUAUUCACUUGAAACAGCCUGAGCUGUGAAUUUAAGGGUUUUUUUUUUCUUAUUGUCUCAGAUUUUGGAAAUGUGAAAAUGUUCUGUGUGUGUCAGCGGUGUUGAAACACUGCUCCAGAAGUAUUUAUUCGCAAAGCAAAGAAAAAUGAAUGUUUACAGAGCAGCCUACGUACCAAACACGGUGCCUCGUAAAGCGCCUCAGCUACAAAGGGAUAUCUUAUAUUAAGAAAAGAUGCCAAUAGUGAUGUUUCUUAUGCUUCUUAUGUGUGAUUCAAAAAGGGAUAACAGUGAGUUGGAGCUGGAUUAAUGGUAACCGGUAAAAACCCUACAUGCAUAUGCAUGCUGUAAGUAUAUGCUUAAAGAUGAGAGAUACAUGUCUGAUGUGUAGCAGGGGAUGUGAGAGAUUUUUGCAGUUUAUAUUUUUUUUAUUUUUUUUAUUUUAUUUUGUUUUACUGUUGUAGUGUUGCACUUGUCAUUUAAUGGCCUGAUGGCAGUAAAGGUGGCUGUUAAAAAUCAUGUUAUCUUACCACAGAGUACCAACUGGUGAAUAUCACCUGUUAAACUUGCAGGAGCUGAGGUUUAAAGUGACAUCUAUCAUUUUUCUUUUACUUCUAUCAUGAUGACAUUUUCUUUGUCUAAGGCAAAAUUUUAGAUAAUUUCAUGUUAAGAGCAAAAAUGAAACAUAGUGUUGUUAAUAUAUUAGUUCAACAUCACAAAAUUGCUCCAUAAAUUUUGUCCAAAUGCGUUACUAAAACUGAUCUAUCUGCACCGAAUUUCCUUGAUGCUACUCUAUCUGAGAAGGUCAUGCUUAAUGACUGCAAGCUAUGUAAAAGUGAUCAAUUUGGCAUUAUUAUUAUUAUGAUUAUCAUUAGGUACUUCUAAAUACUGUGGUCUGUUUGACUGCUUUGGGAACUGUGAUCUGUAAUAUAAGAAUACAGUGUGUCAGCUGCCAUGUUUCACCUUGUUGUCAGACCUAUGCAAACACAGCGGCUGUGCAGCCCCGUGUGUCAAACUGGAAUUCAAAUGAACACAGUGAAAAAUUAAAAAAAAAAAAGACUUUUUA